GGCUUGUGGUUUCCUUAGAAAGUGUAGUCGUGUAGACUAAAUAAUUGUUACAGUGCGAAGGCCACGUUCCUUUUAACUCUGCAACAAACGCAAAUACAAUGUAAUUUCAAUUACAAAAAGCGUUAUUGAAUAAUCUUCAAACAGAGGGUGGCGGGAAAAGGCGGUCCACAUCAAAGCGGAACAAGAAAGGCGCUCGCUUGCAUUCAUCCUCACUAACAAAAGGUUCAUUUUCAACAUUACACAACAACCCCGCACCCCCCCCAGCGAACAUGUCCAUGGCCCUCAAACAAGUCUUCAACAAGGACAGGACAUUCCGGCCCAAGCGCAAGUUUGAGCCCGGCACGCAGCGCUUUGAACUGCACAAGAAAGCGCAGGCGUCCCUAAACGCCGGCCUAGACCUGAAGCAAGCGGUUCAGCUGCCUCACGGUGAGGACCUCAACGAUUGGGUGGCCGUUCACGUAGUGGACUUCUUUAAUCGCAUCAACCUCAUUUACGGCACCAUCAGCGACUCCUGCACAGACCAGACCUGCCCAGUUAUGUCCGGGGGUCCCAAGUACGAGUAUCGUUGGCAGGACGAACAGAAGUACAAGAAGCCCACCGCUCUCCCUGCACCAAAGUACAUGAGUCUGCUAAUGGAGUGGAUUGAGGUCCAGAUCAACAAUGAACAUAUCUUCCCCACUAAUGUUGGUACGCCAUUCCCCAAGACCUUCAUGCAAGUAGCAAAGAAGAUCUUAUCUCGUCUGUUCCGUGUCUUCGUGCAUGUGUACAUCCACCACUUCGACCGUGUGAGCCACAUGGGAGCCGAAGCCCAUGUGAACACCUGUUACAAACAUUUCUAUUACUUCGCUACUGAAUUCAGCCUCAUAGACCACAAAGAACUGGAGCCUCUGAAAGAGAUGACAUCACGGAUGUGCCACUGAAAUGGAGAGCGGCCCCUCACAUUCCACACAGAUCAGAAGAACCACCCAAAUUAACAAUUUAAAAGCAGAUAAAAUAGAAAACUUUUAAAGACUAUUUUUAUACACUUUUAAAGUAUUGUAAUAUUCUGUUUAGCAAGAGACGUCUACAUAUUUGUAUUCUGAUGUGUAUACAGGCAUAGGGAGUAUAUUUUUAUUAGAAAUCAGUAUUACCAGUUAUUUUUUCCAAAUUAAUUUCUGAAUUAUUCCUUUUUUCCUGUUGUGCUAUUAUAAUCUAUAACAUACAGAUUAUAUUUGUGGUUAUUUAUGUACGUGGUUGAGAUAUUAAACCCACUAUGUCUCGUCUGUGGACCUUAUUAGUUGCUAUUGGUAGCACUGUGGUCUUUUUACCAUUUUUAAACUGAUUUUGUGGGGGGUUCAAAAUUGUCUGGAACUGAUUUAAAUGUGUUUAAAUGGAGCUGAUGGUACUAUACUCUUACUAAUAGCUAAAACAAUCAAAUUGGAACAUUUUUAAUGAACAAACACACAACACUGCAUAAAACAUUUGGAAUUUUUGAUUCUGUAAGAGAUUCAUGUCAGAGAUCUGGCAUUGCACUGAGUUGUAAAAAAAUUAGGUAGUCUGGAGAAAAACUGUUUUUUUUCCCACAGUAUUUCAGUGCAUUUGAGUUGACAUUUAAUCGAACCCCCUGAUAUAUUGGGGUUUUCAUGUUCUUUUUUUUUUGUUGUUGUGAAAGACAAUCCUAAUGUUUUAUUUUUCAGCUAGCUGUUUUGUGGUAUUGUGUCAGCCUUCUGAUGCCCUGCACAAUUAAAAGUAAAAGACUGACUUACAA
This is a messenger RNA of Triplophysa rosa, 1747 nucleotides long. RefSeq names its product MOB kinase activator 3A (gene mob3a). NCBI's taxonomy places the organism in Eukaryota, Metazoa, Chordata, Actinopteri, Cypriniformes, Nemacheilidae. The transcript has 4 exons. The record is from RefSeq and is a predicted model, not a curated record. Gene Ontology annotation, molecular function: protein kinase activator activity. Bases 270 to 920 code for a protein of 216 amino acids. Gene Ontology annotation, biological process: positive regulation of protein phosphorylation; signal transduction. Gene Ontology annotation, cellular component: cytoplasm; nucleus.